Molecule: messenger RNA, 4707 nt
Organism: Dalotia coriaria
Lineage: Eukaryota; Metazoa; Arthropoda; Insecta; Coleoptera; Staphylinidae
Gene: Evi5
Product: ecotropic viral integration site 5
Exons: 7
Coding region: 705-3260 (851 amino acids)
Source: RefSeq, a predicted model, not a curated record
UUCGUCUUUUUCUGCGCUUCGUACCCAACGCAACCGACACACACAUACACCCGCGUACGCCUGGCGUUUACAACGGGACGCGCGCGCUGUUUAGAUCGCCGCGAGAGUGAACGAGUGAAGACACGUCGCGUCGUGUAACAGCACCGUGCGCGACGCUGUAUUUUAUUUAUUCCUGCAAAAGAUCCUGGCAGUGUCUGGUCCGUUCAGGAAUCAUCCAUGUCGUGAGUUUUCUCUAUCCCGCUGUGAAUUUUACAAACAUUUAUCCUCCAAGUGCCUGUGCGUGCGUCCAACGACUUCAAACGACAACAAAACAGGUUGGCGAAUUUGUAAACACACCUGCAUGCAACGGAACAAUAUCGCUUGAUAUCAGAUAACGAAAUAUUCAAUUUGAAACGAGUGCAACAUUUAACGGUGCCUUCUUUUGCUUUUGGGCACACACGGAUUUAAUGUGCGCGCAGUUCGUGUGCGCUGUGGAUGGCCGUUAAUGGUUACGUGGAUUGAUUUGAGAGUUUUUAAUUUUGUGGGGGUGUUUUAUGUAUGGUUUUUAUAAACAAAACGAGAUAACGUGUGCCUGCCUGCGCUGCAUUCACGAUAAGAAGUGUUUUAGACGAUUCCGAAACUCAGACAACCUGGAUUAAAUUUUUAUAAGAAUCGGCCCCUCCUUAAAUUGUCUUCUUUUGGAGUCCGAUGGAGGCUAUUACACGAUGCCUCCCACAGCCAUGAGGCUUGAGAGUCCUGCGCCUUGUAAUAAUAACAACAACGUAGCAUCCGGCGACGAGUUGGCUCUACUCGCCAAGCUGGAGGAGGCAAACCGCCUCUAUGAGUCCGAUGCAAAGUCGCUCAAUUCGUUGAGCGGCGCGUCGGCCUCAGGUCACUCCCGAAAAAGUUCAGAUACUUCACAAAUUUCUGUAACUUCAGGAACUAGUUGUGCCGAUAGAGGUGAAGAUGGCGAAGAUUUAUGGGCCCUGUGGGGUCAAAUGAUAAGCGAAUGGGAUACCUAUUGGAAAAAGCAGAAUGCUCAAGUGCGUGAGUAUGUCCGCAAAGGAAUUCCCGUGCAUUUCCGCGGGAUUGCGUGGCAACUGCUCUGCUCGGCUACCGAAGCACCGGAGAAGAAGCUCUACGCUGAAUACAUAAAGACCAAAUCGCCGUGUGAAAAGGUAAUCCGACGUGAUAUAGCGCGCACAUAUCCGGAACAUGAUUUCUUUAAAGAGAAAGACGGACUGGGGCAGGAAUCCCUUUUCAACGUUAUCAAGGCGUAUUCCUUGCACGAUCGCGAAGUGGGUUAUUGCCAGGGCACGGGUUUUAUCGUCGGUCUGCUUCUGAUGCAGCAAAUGCCGGAGGAGGAGACGUUUGCCGUGCUGGUGAAGAUCAUGGAGGAUUAUAGAAUGCGCGACAUGUUCAAACCCACCAUGGCUGAAUUGGGAUUGUGCAUGUUCCAGUUGGAGAACCUCGUUGCCGAGCAGUUACCUGAGUUGAGCAAACAUUUCCAAUCCCAAAACUUCCACACUUCCAUGUAUGCGUCCAGCUGGUUCCUAACGCUGUUCACCACUGCACUUUCGCUGCCUUUGGCGUGUCGGAUCAUGGAUGUGUUUCUGUGUGAUGGAAUCGAAAUUAUUUUUAAAGUCGCUUUGGCUAUGCUUACUUUGGGCAAGGAAGAUUUGAUGUCCUUAGAUAUGGAGGGUAUGUUGAAGUUCUUCCAAAAGGAAUUACCACCUCGCGCGGAAUCUGACUCAGAGGGAUUGAUGCAAUUGGCUUACGGAAUGAAAAUAAACACGAAGAAAAUGAAGAAACUCGAAAAAGAAUAUAGUGUUAUUAAAGCCAAAGAACAGGAGGAAAUGAUGGAACUUAAACGAUUGCGGACUGAAAACAAACAUUUGAAACAGCGGAACGAAAUGUUGGAGGACGAAAGUCGUGCUUUGGCUGAUAGAUUAGUAAAAGGACAAGUUAGUCGUGCAGAGGAAGAAGAAACUACUUUUGUUGUGCAAAGCGAACUUGAAGGCUUACGUCACACGCAUUUACAAGUUAUCCACGAAUUGGCAUUAGCUAAAGAAAAGAUUCAGUCACUAUCGAUGAAAAUGGAAGAAUCGGUAAGUGUUUACCUAUUAGAUAACACAAAUAUUUUAUUAAGUGAAUUGUUUCAACAGCAAUCUUCAAGGCAAUCAUCAUUAGAAGAAAUGUCAUUGAAAUCGGAACAACUUCAACAACGAGAAUCGAUGAUUCAGUGUCUCCAAGACGAAUUAGUGAAAGUGCGUCUUCGAGAAGCUGAAAACGAUGUGCUUGUUCGGGAUCUCCGAGCGCGCAUACAUGAAUUGGAAGAGGAUAAGAAAACUCUGCGAGAAAUUACACCCGACAACAGUGUAGCGCAUCUGCAGGAAGAACUAAUCGCUGUGAAAUUGCGUGAGGCCGAAGCUAAUUUAUCACUGAAGGACCUGCGACAACGAGUUUCCGAACUAUCAUCACAAUGGAGCAGACAUCUGCAAGAGCACAAACAAGAGUCGUCAACGGUAAAUGAUGCGCUCAGCACCCCGAAGAAACUCCUUUGGGGAAAUCGUAACGAAACGCAAAAACUAGAAGAGGAAUUAAUGACUACUCGAAUUAGGGAAAUGGAGACGCUCACAGAGGUGAAAGAAUUGCGCUUGAAGGUAAUGGAAUUAGAGACUCAAGUGCAAGUUAGCACUAACCAACUACGACGACAAGAUGAAGAAAUCAAGAAGCAAAGAGAACUGCUAGAAGCGGCCGAAUUGCGUGAUAGAGAAUCGGCUGCGAAAUUACUUGAGGAACAACGGCGAUACGCAGAUCUUGGAAGCAAAAUGCAGGAAGAACUGAUGAAUGCCAGGAUUAGUGACGCUGAAAAGGCUCAAGCCGUCGCCGAGUUGACUCAGAAAAUUGGCCAAUUAGAAUUGAAAAAUGAGGAAAUUGCCGCCGAAGGUGAACUACGCAGUCAUCAAGUAGACGAUAGCGAUCGAGUUCGGGAGUUACAGGAUAAAGUUACGGAUUUACAAGCUGAGGUCAUGAGGCUAGAAGUUCGAAACAAGAGCGGUCUGCGUCUGUCGAGCGUACGCUCAGCAUCUAUCGAUUCCACGGACGACGACUCUCGCAUUCGCAUCAUCGACGAUCCGUCACUGCGCCUGCAAAUAGACAGCUCCAGUCCGACGGAGGAAGGAUCUAAACUGACGGAGUUGACUCUGACUAACAAUGUGAACAAUAAAAACGAACCUGAUACUAACAUGAACACCACGUGCAAUUACGACCAAGUCUGACCUAGACUGUAAUCUACAUUAUCGCGGCGCUCUAUUUGUUGUCGAAUCCUGAUUUGUUGAAAGUAAAUGGAAGCUGGUGGAUCCGUUGUGCUGGUCACUAUUACUUAAGCGGGUCCACAGCUUGCGGUGUGAAUAAUCAUCGCGGCUGAUUCCAGUUAAGAAAGACAUAUUUGCGGUGAAUUCAGGGUAGCGAUAUUAAUACUAACAUUUGACUAAAUAAGAAAUAAUCUAGGUAAUGUUUAGGAAAGUUCGUGUAACAACAGCGAGGAGAAGAUUGAUUUAGAUCAGACGCAGAUCAGAUUUCAUUAUGAAUGAGUGGUAAUUUUAAUGGCGAAGAAUAAUAUAAUACUAAGCACGUGAAUGAUGCGCGUGUCGUUGAUUAUUUGAUAUAGACAGUAUUUGGAUUAACACUUAAUUAGGCGAUGUAACAAGAUAUUAGUAUUUUAGGUACAUAAUAACUUAUUGCAUUAAAUGAUAAUUUAGUGAGACAAUUAGACGAGAAAUGUUAGAACUGUAGAUUAGAUUUUCUAAACACUUAAAAACAAGUAAAGCAAAGUAAUAGGUGUGGUGUGGGUAUAGAUAUCUUUCUUUAGCAUGCCACAUAAUAACUAAUUACUAAUACAUUGAAUAUCUGGCAGCCAACGUUUAGUUGUAUAUUUUUAUUAAAAUUUAUUUAUAUGUACUUCUGAAUCGUCCUAUGAGGACUGGGUCCAUUCGUCUAUGUCAUACUGUGCAAUUAAAUGAUUUCCUACUACUUAAGUAUUAAAAUGAAUCAAUCAAUCGGAGGAUAUGUUUUAUCAAUAGUUGCAUUGAUGAAGUGAUUAUCCUAUAUUGAUACAUUCCACGCAUUCAAUGCACCAAGAGAUUAAUUUAUGAAUGAGGGGCACACAUCGAAUUUUCUUUGUAGAGCUAAAAAUAAUUAAAGUAAAAGACAUUUGUAUAUCAACUCUACGUGUGACAUUUUGAUAAUAUGUAUACAUGUAUGAACAAUACUCAAAAAGCUAUGGGUUUUACUUGUAAUAAAAAUGUUCACCGUUUACCUAGCGAAAUGCAAAUUACGGAAAUGUGAAACUAGAUUUAUUGAAAAAGUAGCAGGUGUGAAUGUAAUUUGUUUGUAACGAUGAUCAGUGUAUUGGGUUUUUAACGAUUUGAUUAGGAUUUACCAAUAUAACGUUGACUCAGAUUACUAAACUGGAGAAGAUUAUGAUCGUAUGAUAAUAUUGUGUUAAACUGUUGAAUCAUUUUCUAUAAUUAAUUUAUAUUACUUGCAGAUAUUGGAGAUUGACGUCAAAUCUUAUAUCUCAUACAUUUAAUUAUUCCAAUUGACUUUAAUAUUUUAUUGCAUUUAACUCUGAAACUGGUUUAAGAAUACUGAACGUAUUAAUAAUCAAUCACAUCAUUUGUAAACAGAAUAUGUGUCAAAUAAAACAUUCAUUUAUAAAAGUUA